AUGUAUUCAAUCCUCACCGCUUUUGUAAUUUCUGUUGCAAUUGCAAUUUCUUACGUCUUCGUAAUCUUUUGGGGCCAAAACAUCAAACAAGACAGAAAUGAUCCACAGGUAAUACGAGGUAGAAUCUUCAGAGUUACCACAUUAUGUGUGGUUUUAACUGCCAUGUUGCCCAUUUUAAUUCAAUGUUUCUUAAAUCCAUACCCUACUUUAUUGAAAAGUUAUCAACAGUUGAAGAUCUUUCAACUCCCCAAUUCAAAAGACUUGCAAAGUAUUCUUUUGAUGUGCAUAUUAUAUACAGGACCUAUAUGGAACUACUUCCACAGCAUCAACUACGACUUAGCUGGAUGGGUUCAAGAAUGUAAGGAAGAGCUAACACUGAUUCAGGGCAUAAGAGAUUUGGUAUUUGCGCCAAUUUCCGAAGAGGUUGUUUACAGGUCUCUCAUCUUACUAGUAUACCAACCUCUACUCCAGUCAGGUGACUUGUCCACUAGGAGCUUUAUAACCUACACGCCAUUAUUAUUUGGAAUUGCUCAUUUCAACCAUGGGUACGUGCUAUACAAGGUCAGAAAAAUCGAUCUCGCUAUGGUUCUAUUCAACGGAAUGGUUCAAUUCACGUAUACCUCGAUAUUUGGGAUGCUUGCGAACUACUUGCUCCUCAGAAAUGACAGUAUAUAUGGAAGCAUAUUAGUGCAUAGUAUGUGUAAUUUGAUGGGGUUCCCAGAACUUGUUCCCGAGAUGUCUGAACUAAUCUACUACCCAUUGCUUAUAGUUGGACCAAUUGCCUUCUACUACUAUUUGUAG
Messenger RNA from Dujonia railenensis, 801 nucleotides. The record is from the annotation of a GenBank genome assembly. NCBI's taxonomy places the organism in Eukaryota, Fungi, Ascomycota, Pichiomycetes, Serinales, Debaryomycetaceae.